Molecule: messenger RNA, 1849 nt
Organism: Scleropages formosus (Asian bonytongue)
Lineage: Eukaryota; Metazoa; Chordata; Actinopteri; Osteoglossiformes; Osteoglossidae
Gene: acads
Product: acyl-CoA dehydrogenase short chain
Exons: 10
Coding region: 7-1230 (407 amino acids)
Biological process (GO): fatty acid beta-oxidation using acyl-CoA dehydrogenase; butyrate catabolic process
Cellular component (GO): mitochondrion
Molecular function (GO): short-chain fatty acyl-CoA dehydrogenase activity; flavin adenine dinucleotide binding
Source: RefSeq, a predicted model, not a curated record
GGAAAGAUGGCGGCGCUGUUGGCUGCGCGAAGCGCAGCUGUGUGUGGCGCCGUGCGACGCGGAUCUCGCCGCCUCUCCCAUGUGGCGCAGCUGCCAGAGGUGCACCGGAUGCUGCGGCAGACGUGUCGGGACUUUGCGGAGCGCGAAUUGGCCCCCGUCGCGUCGCAGCUGGACAAGGAGCACACGUACCCAGGCAGACAGGUGCGAGAACUGGGGAAGCUGGGCAUCAUGGCGGUGGAGGUUCCCGAGAGCCUGGGUGGCGCCGGCCUGGACUACCUGGCCUACGGCCUGGCAGUGGAGGAGAUAAGCAGGGGCUGUGCCUCCACGGGGGUCAUCGUCAGCGUCAACAACUCUCUUUACCUGGGACCACUUCUAAAAUUUGGGUCGGAAGAGCAAAAGAAGCAGUGGAUUCCUCCUUUUACCACGGGAGAAAAAGUUGGCUGCUUUGCACUCAGUGAGCCAGGGAAUGGAAGCGAUGCAGGCGCCGCAUCCACUACAGCACAGCUGGACGGGGACGAGUGGGUCCUGAACGGGACCAAAGCUUGGAUCACCAACAGCUGGGAUGCGUCGGCGACCAUCAUCUUCGCCACCACAGACAAGGCCGUCAAACACCAGGGUAUCAGUGCCUUCUUGGUGCCCAUGCCUCACCCAGGCCUCUCUCUGGGCAAGAAGGAGGACAAGCUUGGUAUUCGGGCAUCAUCCACAGCCAACAUUAUUCUGGAAGACUGCCGUGUGCCCAAGGAGAACCUGCUUGGUGGCCUGGGAAUGGGCUUCAAGAUUGCUAUGCAAACCCUGGAUAGCGGACGCAUCGGCAUCGCCUCUCAAGCGUUGGGCAUCGGCCAGGCCGCGCUGGACUGUGCCGCAGACUACGCCCAUAAGAGGACCGCGUUUGGUGCGCCCAUCGCCAAACUGCAGGCGAUCCAGUUCAAACUGGCUGACAUGGCUGUGGCGCUGGAGAGCGCUCGUCUGCUCACCUGGAAGGCAGCGCUGCUGCGGGACGCCAAGCAGCCCUUCACGAAGGAAGCCGCCAUGGCCAAACUGGCCGCAUCGGAGGCCGCAACCUUCAUAUCCCACCAGGCGAUCCAGGUGUUAGGAGGGAUGGGCUACGUCACGGACAUGCCGGCCGAGAGGCACUACCGCGACGCCCGCAUCACAGAGAUCUACGAGGGUACGAGUGAAAUCCAGAGGCUGGUUAUCGGCACCCAGGUUUUGAAGGAAUACCAGGGUUAGCCGAAAGGCGGCGGGAGCUCGGACAGCUUCUCGAGGUCUCGACAACCGCAGCUGCGUCACGGCGCUGGCGACAUCGGUCGCCUGCCGGAAGAUUGUGCCGGAACCAAGCGGAGCACCGCCUUGACGUCGGCGAACCCCGCGGACUCUUCCCGUGUUUGUGGUCUCCGUAGUUUCUUUUUUGCCGCUGUAAUCGGGUCAGUGAAAAUUACUGCUAAGGUCACCUGCUUACCUUCAAUUCAACUUCUUGUUGUGGUUGUUGCCACUAGAGGGCAGCACCACGCUGGGGCCUUAAUAUUGUAAUGGAGGAGCGAUUUGACUGUUUUACAUAAUUUUACAUCGUGCUGAAACGAAAAGUAUGUACGUGCUGAUUUUGUAAAAUACAUUUUCAAAUGAACUUUAAGGGUGCUUUUUUGAAUCACGCUCAAUUUAUUCAUUUUGCUCCGGUACACCUGGACGCUUACACGUGCAGCUAGCUGCCCACAGUUAGUCGUACGACGGACACUCGAUAUGUAAAGCAGGCAGGUGAGAUUGAGAUGUUUGGUUCAUUUUCCAGUGACAGAGUGAAUAAAACAUUUGUAAAUUUUAUAGAAAAUAUAUAUAUGUAAUCUGCGAUCCUUGU